CAGAUGCUCUUCGAGAGCAAUAGUGAGAGGUUGUUGGUGUUUGUCGUCCAUGUAACUGACAAUGCUGAAGUGAAAUCAUGUCUGGACCAUGUCGGCAUCGUGUCUGGGAUCAUCAUCUAGAGCUGUACUUCAGGAAGUGUUUAUUUGGGAGAACGGAGAGGUGUUGAAAGUGCAUUUGUGCAGUGCGGAGCCUUCCCAGGGCUCCAUAUUUUACUUGUUCAAGGAUGUGCCGCUUAGUUAAACUUUUCGGCGGAUAUCAAAGAACCAUUUGAGUAAACGCGGUAACAGUGAACUCAGAGUAGUGAUAUAUUUUUUAUAGCAUAAGUGCCCAUCUAUAUAUUUGUAUAAAAAUCGUGUGAUGGACGAAAGUUUGGAGGGGGAAUUUUGGGCCCCCGCAUAUUCGGAACCUUGGGGCCCUCCUUGUGGGCUCGCGGUGGCAACUUUGAUCGCAAGGACAGUUCGAUGUCUGUGUAUCACACUUGCAUCGCCUUUCUACAGGUUCCUAGCCAGAUAUUCAGGCCGAAGACGCGAGUUCCCGGACUGUCCAACGGGUGUAGGUGGUGCCUCCGCCUGCUACCCGGCCCCUGCGGAGGCCCGGACCCCGCGGUGGGCCCCCGCGUCCCCAGGUGGCGCUCACUGCAGAAUGCCGCCACCCCUCGUCACCCUCGUCCUAGUCGUCUCAACAGUCCUCAGCAUCGCCGAGGCAUGCUCCAGCCGCUCGACUCCGAAGCCCCGGCCGCCUGUCCCAACGGCGCGCCCGAACAUCACAUUCCACACGUUCCCCUGUCCGCCGGCCUACAACACCUGGUACUGCCUGAACGGAGCCACCUGCUUCACGGUCAAGAUUGCCGACUCCUUGCUCUACAACUGCGAGUGUGCAGAGGGCUUUAUCGGACAGAGAUGCGAAUUCAAAGACCUGGACGGAUCCUAUAUGCCGUCAAAGCAACGCAACAUGUUCCAGACAGCAAGCAUAGCAGGUGGCGCCACAAUAGCAGUGUUCUUGGUUGUCAUCGUGUGUGUAGCUGUGUAUAUUCACUUGCAACGGAAACAGAAAGAGACUCGAGCCAGCUGUGUGGACGGUAACAGUCAAGAUCCUGAAAGAGAAAGACGACCAUUCAGCCGUUCACUGGCAAUCCCUAUUAUUCAGCAGACUCAUACAACACGUGAACCUUCAGCACCAAAAGACCCUGGAGGUGUGCCUGAGAUUCUUCUCCAUUCAUCCACAAGAGCAGCACCACAGCAUGGCAGUAAUCAACAGCAGCCUCCACCAUAGUGGCAGCACAGUGAGAUGCGAUGCAAAGGGGUAUCUCCAUUGCUUCGUAGCCUACGUGUUGCUAGUCCACUGUCCACCUGCUCCCCCUCCUUUAUCUUCUCAGUAUAGGACAGAAGGACAGACAAUGUAUUUAUUGUGUACAAUAUUGUGGGUUUAGUUACUAGCAAAAGAGAAGAGAGAGAGAGUCUGAUGUGUGGUGGCCGGAGUGUGUGGAAUGCUUUUAUACUGAAUUUCUGAAACAUUUUGCUUGUUGGAAAUUAGACAGAACAGAACUGCCAUGAGGAGGGAUGGCAUGAACUGUUAAUUUCUCGUCAUGAAGUCCAACAUCUUAAUAAUUUAUUUACCCCCUGAUGAAGACUGUACAUAACAAUUUCCUGCAGCAAGUCAGAAAAAUAAUCAAGCGUCAAUGUUCUGAUGGUGUUUGUGACACAUAUUUGCCUCGCAGCAUCUGAAGAUUGCUUUCCAAGAUAUUUGUGAACAAUUCAGGAACCCUGAAGAAAUUGGACAUGUAAACUAUAACGGCUGAGAUUACGCUUCAGGAUCCAGGCGGAUCCAUCUAUCGACUGAAAUGCUUAUACAAGAUGAGGAUGGAGAGGAAUGUGUAAAUUGUGUACUAUUUUUUUUUUGCCUCUCUCUGAAGCCCUACACAAAGUAAAUAUGGUGUUGUUAGCAAUUUCUUUUACUGCUUCAUGGCCUCAAUAUUUCUACCUGUUGGGUGGGCCCAAUAAUGUGUUCUGUGUGAGUGAGUGUGGAAGAGAAAGGAUUUAACUAUGUAUAACACAUUCCGGAACACAAUAGCGUUCAUGUCUAUACACCAAAAAUAAUAACCAUUAAACCAAAUAAUCUCAGGUUCUUUUACUUAUACAGAAAUUCAAGAAAAUAUAGAUGGGUUAGUAUUAUUAUACUUGCUUUCCUCCAGCAGCUCUAUUUGAUGUACCAGUACCAUGAAAUAUUCCAGGCAUUCUAGCACAUUGCACAAAAUUGUACAUAAAGUGGAGGACAGGUGUGUAUGUGCUUAACUGCUCUGUCACUUUUUCAAUGAACAAAACAAGUCAUCCCAUUAUAUUUGUGGCAGCUGGAGAACAUCCCAUGGGAAGAGAAAUUGAGCCAAAAUUCUUUCUUAUACAUAAAUGAUACAUCUUUCUCUAAAUCACAGAUAUGUACAUUUUGUAGAUAAUUAUAAAUUAUCAGAUCUUUUGUUUUUUCUGCCUGUGUACAAAUUUUGCCAUAAUUCAGCUGAAAAAGAAAUCCUUUCUAGUUUCUAAACUUUCUUGAUAUGUACUUGGUUCCUAAUUUAUUGUAAUUUUUAGAAGAUAAUAUCUUUGCUAAAUUUGGUUAUUAUGUUUUUUAUUGUGCGUGGUGUAGAUAAAUGUGGUGGCCUCUCUGGCAGCUAUUUCCAUCUGGUGGUGAUUUGUGGAAGUUUCAUUCCAGCUUUCUCGUUUGUUUUGCUUGCCUCUCAUAUUUGGCUGGAGUUAUGUUUUAUUCCAUUUCCUUCCCAACAGACAUUGGUUGAAGAAAUACCAAAGAUUCAAAGUAGGAAACAAAAGAGGUCACCUCCGAUUUUAUAUGUUAUGUAUAUUCAUACCAAAGUGUCAGUCAAAACAGUCUGCUCAGAAAUGCUUCAUCUGUAGAAAAACUGGUGAAGUACAUUCUGUUAUAUAUAUAUAUAGAAUGAUAAAAGCAUUCUCCCAAACCAGUAAGAGAAAGAUAAAAGAACAAAGCAUGAUCAUUGGUAUUAUGUAAGCUUAAGACAUACGUGUAACGUGUUUAUCACAAGUCCCACAUGCCCAUAUUAGAGUGUAGCUCAAAGAAAUUAAACAUGGGAAGGAAGAUAGUAAGUAGACAUAAAACAGUUUCCAGAGUAAUGUUCCUAGACUAUGAUCAUACUCCAACAGUACAGGUUAUUUUAAAUAUGUCUACCAUGGCUGCAGGGAGUCAUCACAACACUGUGUGCAAGCUUGGUUAUGUUGUAGCAGGCCAUGACAAGUUCAUGCAUAUAUAUGUUUUGGAAGACAAAAUAACAUAAAAUCCUCACACCAAAGCCAUAAACUGCAAUAUCUUUGUAAUUUUAAAUUAUUUGGAGGCCUGUGUACAGUGUUGCGAGAUGGUUACCAGGUGGUGUACUUGUGUUUGUAGAGUUAUUUAUUUAGUUGAGAUCUUAGCGGUAUCCAAGCUCUACAACUGUGGAAACAUGAUUGAAUUUCUUUUAAGUGUGAGAAUAUAUUCUGUUUGUUCUCGUAUUCAUUUUUACAGUGAUGUUCAUGAGCAAGCAUAUAUCUCAAAAUGUUUUCUUGCCGCCAGAUGCCAUCCAUGGAUAACAAGCUAGUCAGUCAUGAGAGGUUCCACAGCUACAUAUAAAUCACAGCUAUGGCUGUUUUCAGUUGGGAUCAUCACUAACUGUCGUGAUAAUAUGUUGUAUGAUAUAGUAAUUAUUUUCCCAUAAUUGUAAAAUGCUUUAAUAUGUAAUUUAAAAUUUAUUUAAUGUGUGAUUAUCAUGAAGUACAACUGUUGUACAUAAUGUUUUUCCUCUGUUUUGUUCAGAUUGAAUCAUUUUUAAAGAGAGUUGGUGUGUUCUCCUGUUUAAUAUGCAUUUCAAAAUAUUUUGUUUCAUUGCUGUUGUUAUAAUACCACAAGAUUUGCUAACAGUUACUGUACCACCUCAAUUUUACAAAUUUGGUCUUUUAAUAGUAGGGAAGUGUUUACUGGGCCAUUUCCAAAUCAUUUAAUACCAGGUCUUUCGCAUACUCCACAUAUGUUUAACAUUAGCAUUGUAUUAAUUUCUUAGGUAAGGUUUGCUCUGUUAUACUUUGUAUUUUGGAAACAAAAUGAUGGGUGAUGAUAAGAUCUGUAUUAAAGAGAGAUUGUAAUAUUUUACCUUUAGUCACAGAUGCAGUGAAGUUUGCCACAAAUAAAGUGUCAUCUUGUAUGAUUUCUGCAGCCAUGGUUAACAGUGAUAUAUAUUUAAGCAACAUUUCAUUGAUCCAAUCAUGUCAAGUUGAAUUCAUGAAUGGUUCAACAUAGCAGAUGUUUCCAGUAUUCGUUUCACAUUUCUCAACUGUUUAUUUGUGGAAGUGUGAACCAUUGAAUAGCAAUCAGGGUAAAACAUUGCACUUUGCUUGAGGCAUUUAAAUCACCAGUAUCAUGAAUCAUCCACUUCCCCUUGUUAUUUUCAAAUGAGUGCUGAUGUAUUCCUUUUCAUAAUGCAGCAGUUAAUUUGUGUGUAAUGAUCAACAGUAGUCCACUAUAUUUGGUUUUAACAUUAAUGUCAUGUACAUACAAUACAGUGUCCUGAAGAAUAGUAGGUCUUUCAGACCUUUAAACAUCUCUUUAUAAAGGCUCUGUUGUUAUGGUCAUAUAUGUUAUAAUAUUGUAUAAACAGUAAAGGGAUUAGAUAUACUUCAGUAGUAGUAAACUGAUUAUGGUGAUAAUGCUCGGAUGAGUAAGUGAUGUCGUAAGUUCCAGGACACUGUGUUUUAUGUCCUUAAAAUUAAUGUUUUACAAAUACUGUUAUUUUCUGUUUUGAAAAGUGGGUUUAAAAACACAUUUUUGUACUGAAGAACAUUUUUAUGUAAUAUUUGUUGCAAGGUUGGGUGUAUGAUCUUCCACCAUUACAAGUUCCAGACCUCAACUCCUCCUUCGUCCCAUCUUAUGCAACCACCAGCACAACUUAAAGUGACUAGGUCUGCCAUUACACAACCUUUCUAAUACAAGUAAAAUCUAGACGAAGUUUAAGCAAAGAACUAAUUUGAACAACAAAAGUUUAAGUAAGAAUAACUUAGAAUGGCACAUUUGUUACCUAUUUCCAUUAUUUUAAUGGUGAGUUGAUGUCUUAAGAAUGAAGUAAAAAAGAUACUUUUUGUUUAAAAGUAAUAAAAUAGAAACCACUCAUACUGUGUUCCUUAUCUUUAGAAUACAUAUCCCUACCCUUUUCCAAGUACUUUCACGUCAUAUUAUGACUUCAUGAACCCACAGCAAAGGAGUUGUAUGUGCAAGAGUGGAUCUAUGACAAUUCUCAAAUAUUAGGACAUAUGAUGCAAACACACUCUAGAUCAUUUUGAUUUCAUUCAGAGAUGAUGUCAGUAAAUCUAUUGUAGAUGAAUGUCAUAUGGGUAUAAUGAUUAAUUAAAAAUUGUUUUUACGCUA
Cryptotermes secundus is the source of this 5416-nucleotide messenger RNA. Its product is annotated as probetacellulin-like. The record is from RefSeq and is a predicted model, not a curated record. The transcript is spliced from 7 exons. Bases 359 to 1273 code for a protein of 304 amino acids. Gene Ontology annotation, biological process: epidermal growth factor receptor signaling pathway. Gene Ontology annotation, molecular function: receptor ligand activity; epidermal growth factor receptor binding. Lineage: Eukaryota; Metazoa; Arthropoda; Insecta; Blattodea; Kalotermitidae.